GCGGGAUCCGGGGCGACCCAGACGGGUGCGCACUGCAGCGGUCUGGAAGCCUCAGGUGGGCGCCUGGUUGCGUUCCCCGCUCCUGUCCGGGCUCGGACACGUGCCUCCUCUCUCGCCCUCCCAGGCGUCUGAGCGGGAGGACCCCGGCGGGUCUCCGCAAGUUCGGGGUCCUCGCGAGCCCUGGUCCCGCGAGUCCGGGUUCCCGCGAGUCCGGGUCCUCGCGAGUCCCGGGUCCUCGCGAUCUGGGGGCGGCGGCCGGCUGCUCCAGCGGCUCCCGGGGCACACGGGCCGGACGGGCACGGAGAGCAGGAGACGGGGGCUUUCCUUCGGGAAGAUGAGGAAGCCCGACGGGAAGAUCGUGCUUUUGGGGGACAUGAACGUGGGCAAGACGUCGCUGCUACAGAGGUACAUGGAGCGGCGCUUCCCGGACACGGUCAGCACGGUGGGCGGUGCUUUCUACCUGAAGCAGUGGCGCUCCUACAACAUCUCCAUCUGGGACACGGCAGGGCGGGAGCAGUUCCACGGCCUGGGUUCCAUGUACUGCCGGGGAGCGACCGCGGUCAUCCUCAUCUACGACGUCAACCACCCGCAGAGUCUGCUGGAGCUGGAGGACAGGUUCCUGGGCCUGACGGACACAGCCAGCACUGACUGCCUCUUUGCCAUCGUGGGGAACAAGGUGGACCUCGUCGAGGAGCCGGCUGCAGAGGACCAGCGGAAGGACGGGCGGGGCCCUGGGGUGGCUGGGCGUGGCGGCGGAGCGCCCAAAGCGCCCAGGCAGGUGCAGCCAGAGGACGCGGCGGCGUUGUAUAGAAAGAUCCUGAAGUACAAGAUGCUGGACGAGAAGGAUGUGCCGGCCGCUGAGCAGAUGUGCUUUGAGACCAGUGCGAAAACCGGGCACAACGUGGACCUGCUGUUUGAAACCUUGUUCGACCUGGUGGUGCCUGUGAUCUCGCGGCAGAGAGCCCAGGGGCCGCCGCAGACCGUGGACAUCACCAGUUAUAAGACGCCCGGACAGACUCCAUCUGGGUGCUGUGCCUGAUGCAUGGGGGCGCCGAGCCCCGGGGUACACGAUCGGCCAGGGGAUGACCAGCGCGGUCGGAGGGCGGGUGGAGCCCAGCGUGUUCCUUAGUGGGGCCGCACACCAGGAGGAGGUCCCGGGGCCAACGCCAGCUGGUGGUUUUGCGGCCGCUGGGAACGGUCCCUCGGUCUGUGUCACUGUGCCGGGAGGUGGGGGACAAGUGAAUCCCCUGCAGAAACUACUCUUCUGAGCUGAGACGCCCAGAGACCGCUGUCCCCUGCUGCCUCUUCCCUAACAACCCGGCCUUGCCAGAGGCCGUGGCCGGGCUUUGGAGGGCACCCGGCGUGGCCCCUGCACCACUCUUAUGUUGUUCUCAGACAUCGGUGCCUCCUGGGUCCUACCAUUUGGUACUUGUGUCCUGAGGUAUCACGAUGAUUCUGGACAUGUUAGCUUCUACGCAAUCAGGAAUCCCAGCUUCGACGUGGGUGCAGCCGUAUGAGUGUGCGUAUUAUUAAAAAGGAUUAUAGGAAGA
Molecule: messenger RNA, 1550 nt
Organism: Felis catus (domestic cat)
Lineage: Eukaryota; Metazoa; Chordata; Mammalia; Carnivora; Felidae
Gene: RAB20
Product: RAB20, member RAS oncogene family
Exons: 2
Coding region: 335-1039 (234 amino acids)
Biological process (GO): intracellular protein transport
Cellular component (GO): endomembrane system
Molecular function (GO): GTPase activity; GTP binding
Source: RefSeq, a predicted model, not a curated record